Messenger RNA from Heterobasidion irregulare TC 32-1, 783 nucleotides. RefSeq lists its product as uncharacterized. The transcript has 10 exons. Bases 1 to 783 code for a protein of 260 amino acids. NCBI's taxonomy places the organism in Eukaryota, Fungi, Basidiomycota, Agaricomycetes, Russulales, Bondarzewiaceae. The record is from RefSeq and is a predicted model, not a curated record.
AUGUCCACUCGACCGCCCAUUGCCCCUAAAAUCCACAUGAGCCCCAUUCAGCCCACACACGACCAGGUUCCUGUGCUCUAUGUCAUUGUUGUCUAUGCUGUGAUCCUGUUCGCCUUGUGGAAUAUCCCCGGAGCGCGUGUUGUCAUUAAUCCACUCAAGCUGUUCGCCAUAGGAUGGCACGAGAUGUGCCAUGCAAUAGUCGCAGUGUUGACAGGAGGUUCAGUCACCAAGAUGACUAUAGACCCUAUCAUGGGGGGAUGUACACAGGUCGAUGGCGGCCAUCCCCUAAGCAUCCUCUCCGCCGGGUAUAUCGGUUCCACCCUCCUCGGUGCCAUCUUCGUUCUAGGCGGGUUCGACACUCUGGUCGCAAAGAUUCUCAGCUUCGUUGCUGGCGUGGGUAUAAUCGCACCUUUGGCAUUAGUGCGGGACAAAUUGCGCGUACAGACGAUCCUCUUGACGCUCAUCUACGAGGCGCUGCUCAUCGGAUUCUGGUUCAUCGAUCAUGGGCAGGCUCUGAGGUGGUAUAUCUUAUUUUUGGGGAUCAAUCAUAUAUUCUAUGCCGUUUGGGACGUCACGGACGAUAAAUUUUUCCGAAAGCCAAACGAAUCCGACGCGACCCAGUUUUCUUUGCUAUAUCCAAAGGUCCCACCGCAUGUGUGGGCAAUAUUCUGGAUAUCGUUCCAAGUGGCCGUGCUCAUCGCCUUUGUGCUCAUCGGGAUCGCCUCGUUCAAGCGCACGACAGACCAGAUGUAUCUCGAGGCUUCGCACUUCCUCCCGACGUGA